Cuscuta europaea is the source of this 5169-nucleotide messenger RNA. Lineage: Eukaryota; Viridiplantae; Streptophyta; Magnoliopsida; Solanales; Convolvulaceae. The record is from the annotation of a GenBank genome assembly.
UUCAAAUCUUCUUGAAUUAAGAAUUCAACUUGAAGGGUCUCUUCAUAUCAUUUGGGCCCCAAUUAAAAUGGGCUUUGUGCUCCAUUUGAUUGCAUUUUAAUAGCUAGAAAAAUCAGCACUUGUUUGAUGUAUCUAGACAGCUUUCUUAACAAGGUUCAUAGCUAUUUCUCAUGCAUAUGGACUGAUUUCUUAACCAUAUUCAUUGCUCUCUUUAUCAAUUGGAUCAUGAUUCUUAUUCAUUGGGCUACUAUUUAAUAAUGGGCUCAAAAUAAAGAAUUUAAUAGGACCAGUCCAUUCUUUUCAAAGAAUUAAAUUAAUUGGAUAUGAAAUGUUCUGAAUUAAUUAAGUUAUAUCCGAACAGAUCCAUAUUAAUAUUUUCUCUAAACUUUAUGAGUAGCCCGUUAUACUUGAGUUCGAUCCAAUAGCAUCUAAAAGAGGCCCAAUAAGGUCAAUAGUAGCUCGAUAACGUUUUGAAGAGGCCCAAUGACUAUCAGAACCGGCCCAAUAAUUUUUAGAUGUCAACAAAUGCCCCCUCGAGACUUACUUGAACGUUCAUUUAACGAGAAAAGUAAGUCUUGAACGUGAGUAGGCCCAAAUUAUCUAUUUGAGAGCUUAGUUUACCAAGUUGGCCCAACUAAUCUCUUAGUAGAUUCGGAUAGGAGCAAUUUUAAUGACUUUAGCCAGGACAUCAACUUCCUAGAUCAACCAAUCUCUUAAAGAACUCGACUUCUCUCAGUCCCGUAAACCCCACAAGUUUUUUUUUAAUCAAAUCCCAACUAAAUAAUAAUUCCACCUUUGGCAGCUCUCCUUCCUCCACCGACCCAAUCUCUUGAAUUAAGCAUAUACUCCCAUUGGAGUAUCAAAUUCGGACUCCAAUUGUCCUCGCACUUGAAUUGUACCGAAAUUUGAACUCCCUCAUACUCUAUAAAUAGAACACAUCAGGAAAUUAUUUGUGCCACAGCAAAUUUAAGCAGCAAACAUCAUCGAUCGGGAGAUUAUUUCUCUGAAUCAAGGAGAGCAAAUUUAAGGUAAAUCAUAUACUUUUGAUCUGAUUUUUUUUCUUGUGUCGCAGGUCGAUUAAAAUCAUCUACUCCUCCUUCGCACAAGAGGUCUCACGCUUCUAGCCAAUGAGCAAAAUAGAAUCGGAAGAAAUCAAUGGUGGCUUUCCCAAAACUGCAGAAUGUCGUUGCAGACCGGCAAAUCACCCUUCAUCGAUCUCCAGCUCGGCCUCUGACCGCAGACCUUCUCCGGCGAGCGAUACCAGCAACCCUCCUCAAGCUCAUCUUUCAACCUGCGACGGAAUCAGCAUCUCACAAGUAACCGCGGCCUAGCUAUCAGCAUCUUCCUCUGCUAAACAAACAGAGUAGAGUCGGAAGAAAUUAGUUGCGGCAGUGCAUCAUUAAUUGAUGGCCGUUUUGCUGGAUCGCCGGUGCCGUCGGGAGCUAAUUUGUUGUCGGAGAAGAUGGUGGGAGGCCGAUGCUCUGCUGUUGCUGCAGCCUGCGGAGUUCGCUGAUGCUUUGCCGUUGCGGAUGAAGCUGAUGGCGGUGUUUGUUGCGUUUUUGGCGAGGAUUGAGAAAAGUACGAUCGAUUGCUUGAUGCUACGUGAAGACAACCAAGGGAAUGGGAACCUGGACCGUUUUUAAUAAAUAUCGGGCUUGUCCAGAAUUUAAGCCUUCCCAUUUUUAAAGGCUUGGGCUGUAUUCCACAAGUGGAGCUAUUUAAUAAUAACGAGGCCUGAUUUCUUUGCUACUUGAAGUGAUUUGAACGUGGUGUCACUUGUUGAAGAGGAAGGAGUUAAGCCUAUUGUCGGUUGUCGGUGUUGCUUGGGGCCCUUCGUUGGGUUAGUGGCACCGAUUUAAAGAAUUGAUUCGAUUGCCGGUCAUCGGUGUCGCUUGAGGCCCUUCGUUGGGUUAGUGGCACCGAUCUAAAGAAUUGGUCUGAUUACCGAUCAUCGGUGUCGCUUGGGGCCCUUCGUUGGGUUAGUGGCACCGAUCUAAAGAAUUAGUCUAAUUACCGAUCAUCGGUGUCACUUGGGGCCCUUCGUUGGGCUAGUGGCACCAAUCUAGAGAAUUCGGCUAAUUGCACCUGUUGAAGACUGAGAUGUUGCCGCUACUUUCGACCUUUGUCCAUUCUGAAGGAGCUUGACUAAUUAUUGGCCAGUGUUACUGAUUUCUUUGCUUGUCUAGGCGGAAGAUGAAAUUGCUCGGGCUUGAGAUUGAUUAUUAUUGCUGAGCGGCCCCCUUUUUUGUUUUUCUUUAUUAUUAUUAUUAUUAUUAUCAUUAUUUUAGUUUUUUUAGUAAUAAUAAUAAGAAUAAUGAUUUUUUUUGCAGUCCAAAAUGAUAUAUUUUAGGGACGUAAGGCGUGGAAGCAAAAAGUAUCUCUCUAUAUCAACGAGCAAGAAGAAUGACGAAGAGAUUCUUUUGGAGAUGCACAAGCCAUAUGCUCGUGAGUUUUGGGGUCCAACGGUUGUGUCCUAUCGAGUUACAAACUGGACUCCUGAGUGCGAGUAUCAAGCUCAGACAAUGCGGACUUUAGUAUCUGGCUUUACUCACAUGUCCUCUUCUGAGAUUCUUCCUUCUUUGGGUAGACGCAUCCUUGAUGAAAACGCCCCUUUGACAAAGACCUUAUCAUUUGGUGGUGAGUUUAGAUUCAUCACAGGUUAUUGGGACUGGGCCGAAGAUACUUUGGGCAUGAGUAAAAGCGUUCCAGAGGAAGGGCUUAUUUACGAUGCUGUUUAUGCCUCAUUAUUCACGUAUGACCGAUGUACUAAUGCUAUUCAAGCAUUUUGUGAGGCAUGGUGUCCCACGACGAAUACUUUGCUUACGUCAAUUGGCGAAUUGACAAUCACACUUUGGGACUUGCACGUUAUCAGAGGAUUGCCUAUCAUAGGAGACGCAUAUGAUGAAUCUAUUCCGGGCUCUUCUGAGUUGUUAAAUACGAGCGCUGACCGUUCAUUUCAUCUCUGCAAAUAUUUGUUUCACGCAUAUCAUCAUCUCUUUCCCAAAGCCGGAGAUAAGCGUGUUUUGCGUGUUCAUGCGUGGGUCAAAUUCUGGUUCAGAAAGGCCUCCAAGUAUAUUAUGCCUCCAGUGAGAACAGAAAAGAAACGAACAUCUCGUGCCAAGGCGACCCAUAAUCCGAGCGGGGCUAUUCCAAAAUUUGGAGGAUGGUCGAAUUCUAUAAAGGUAUUAUUCCACGUACUCAAGGUUCCUGCUGAAUAUGAGGAAGAGGUAUAUUUAGCGGCAUUUUUAUCGUGUUGGCUUUGUGCAUUUGUAUUGCCGCAUGAAGGUCCUAGAGUUAUCCGCCCGGAAACAUUCAGAGUUGCUUGUAUGUUGGCUCGAGGGAAACGUGUAUGCCUUGCGGUCCCGGUUCUUGCAAGUGUCUAUCAUGGGCUUAAUCGGAUCUCGAAUGCUCCAGCUCCUGAUCAAGUUAGAACGUGUUUUCCCGUUCACUAUGUCUAUGGAUGGUUGGCAUCAUACUUUGAUACGCAUUUUAAGAAUGAGAUCCAGUCCACAACGCCAUUAAUGAUUUCUUAUUCGGGAGAAAGUGGAGCGAGAUCCCUCGAGAAGAGAAGUGUGCGCAAACGAAUUUUCCAGGGAGAUGUAUCAGCAUGGGUGUGUUCUACACAUCGGAGAAUCAAAGAAUAUUCAUUCUUCGAUGGUAAAAAUCCUCCAGAGGCUGAGUUGGCGCUUUUUAGGAGUCUUCGGUCUAAUUAUCUUGUAUUACGCUACCGGGAUCAUUGCAUUGCUGAGCCUUACACUCCUCACCGCUUUAGUCACCAAUUUGGGUAUUUUCAGGCUUAUGCUUCUGGCUUUCUUGAGAUGCGUAAUCGGAGUGUCACACUUGCUGCUGGCUUUCAGCUUUGGCUACAGUUUGAGCACGGCAUGUCACAAGCUGAAGCGGUAUUUCCGACUCCUCCUACUAUUCCAGCGAAAUUUUAUUCAUUGCAGUAUAAAGAAUGGUGGGGUCAAGUCCAUGGAAGUUAUUUGGAGAAUCAUGUGAGCGACUUGAUCAAGAUUUGCGAUCUUGCGGUUGGUGAUGUGAUCACCCCUUCAGAUCAUGUGACUCCAAUCUCCAAGAAGAAGAAAAUGCCUGAUACUGAAGCUAAGUCUUUGCCUCAGAAAAAGGAUAAGCUUGUAGCACCUAGGGCUGAAGUUUUGAUUAAGGAUGCUGAGAAUGAAAUGUCUCCUGCCAAUGAAAGGCAGAGUAGUGAUGAGAGGAUCUGGAAGCAUUUUAGGAAACCUCAUGUUGGGCCACUGAAGAUUCAUGCAGUGUUUGAUGAUGCUAGUUCCUCGAAUCACGUUUCUUCAUCUAGCUCAAGUGAAGGAGAAAGCACAGAUCAGGACACCGUCGUUAGAUUGAUAGCGGAAACCGGCCCAAGUCAUUGCAAAGAAGUUCCGAUCCAUGAAAUACCCAAGUCUUCUCAUGUGAAACCGGCUGCAUCUGUAUUCCAUGCAGAAGACUACUUCUUUACUUUGUAUAAGCAGUUCAUCAUUAAUACUUGGAGUGGCAUUCAACAAAAGUUAGGACGGGCUACAGCAGAGAACGUCUCAUCUCUUCGGGAGAGUGUUGAGAAUUGUGUUAUCUUGAUGGAGAAGGAGGGCAUUGACCUUUCCAUGCUGAAGACGAGAGUGAAUCAUUUCUUUGAAAGGGCACAAGCAUUUGAUCAGACGUGCUCGACUGUUGCUGAUAAUGUUCCUUCUGAGAAACAAUCUCAGGAAUUGGCUAUGUCGCAGGCUUUUUGUGAAGAUAUUGAAGCUAAGAGAUCUCAAAACCAAGUGGCAUUACUUGAUGAUGAGAAAUCUCUUAAUGAUAUCAAGAAGAAGAUAGCCUUAUUGGAAGCUGAAGCUAAGGAAGUAGAAGUUUCGAUCUCCAAGCGUCGUGUAGAGGCUAGUGACUUAGACGCAUCUCUUACGAAGGCUAAGGAGGAAUCUUCACGAAUUUUGAAGACUAUCAAAGCAUCAGAUGAGGAUCAAUUUGCUUUAAUUACUCAGAAGAAGGAGCUAGAGGCCUUGAAGGAUGACUUAGUUAGCUUUAAAUUGUUUUUAGGCUGAUACUUAGCUUUUAGAUUAGCUUUUAGUCAGCAAACAACUCUUUUCCUUACUUCUUACCAAACUAUAUAUGGAUAUUUGCUUCCUUUGUUGCUUCUCAUGAGUUGAUAUUGCCUUGCUU